AUGGUUAGAAAUGAGACUGACGAGAUUACGCUUAUUGGCAGUGGAGGGACUGGAAUUAGUGUGCCAUACCGGAUUAUAUGUGAGUGUGAAAUCCUCAAGAAAUUAGUUGAUGAGAGUGCAUUUUUAGAGUCUUUACAUUCAUCAGUGCAUUUACCGAUAGCGCAAAAGACUUUAAUUCGGGUAGUAGAGUAUCUUUGGUACAAGAGUAAGUACCAUCAGAAAGAAGGGGAGGUAGAGGACUUUAUAGUAGGUGAAGAUGAAACUUUGGAUUUAUUGGAGGCGUCGGCAUUCUUGCAGAUCUAG
Nematocida homosporus is the source of this 303-nucleotide messenger RNA. RefSeq lists its product as uncharacterized. Lineage: Eukaryota; Fungi; Microsporidia. The coding region runs from base 1 to 303 and encodes 100 amino acids. The transcript has a single exon. The record is from RefSeq and is a predicted model, not a curated record.